AUGCUUCUUAUCGCUCCUGUAGGAGCAGGUGAAUCCGGACCUGAGGCAGAAGAACCCGCUCAAGCACGAGUAGGAGAAUCCGCUCUCGAAGUGAAAGUAGGAGAUGGCGUGGACAGAUGUAAAGAAGGGGAAGACAAGGAUCUGAACGUCUUAUUGGGAAGCGCUUUUCAUGACCGUUAUGGGCAUACUUGGAAUUGCAAUCGCAGUCACGCAGCAGAAGCUCACAAUCUGCUUCAAGAGGUCCUCGCAAACGGAUUCGAACCAGUUAACCAAGCCGAAAGCGUCAUAUCGCUGCGCAAUGAGAAAAAGGAUCAAAAAUCAGUUGACAAGGACUACGCUGAUUACCUAUCCCUUUACUGGCUUGAUCGUCUCAACGAGAUUCUUAGAAACGAGACGACAAAAAGGAAGACAUCGGUUUUUCCGGUACCUUUUGGGUGCGCGACCACGUUCACAGAUUCCGAUUAUGAAUACACGGAAGUUGAAGUAACCAUGGAUAGACUAAGGGCAGCUUGGCCCAGAGCAACUGAAGCAGAGCUAUUGAAGAUGUUCAAUGAGGCAAACAAACCCGUGAAUGAGAGCGAGUUGAGUUCCGGAGAAGAUUCGACCGAGGCCCAAUCGGGUCCGUCACGCCUUACUGUCUGCGUUUUGUUGUAA
Cylicocyclus nassatus is the source of this 654-nucleotide messenger RNA. NCBI's taxonomy places the organism in Eukaryota, Metazoa, Nematoda, Chromadorea, Rhabditida, Strongylidae. The record is from the annotation of a GenBank genome assembly.